This is a messenger RNA of Talaromyces stipitatus ATCC 10500, 1316 nucleotides long. RefSeq lists its product as uncharacterized. Gene Ontology annotation, biological process: mycotoxin biosynthetic process. The record is from RefSeq and is a predicted model, not a curated record. Bases 222 to 1154 code for a protein of 310 amino acids. Lineage: Eukaryota; Fungi; Ascomycota; Eurotiomycetes; Eurotiales; Trichocomaceae. The transcript is spliced from 3 exons.
AAUCAAAGGACUAAGCAAGUCUCACAGGCUUGCCACCGUUCGCCCAUCGAUCUGAUCUGGGUUCUCUUCUUCCUCUCGCUCCUAUUCUGAUCUCAAUCCAUAGUGACCUAUCUCCCACAGAAUAACCGGCAGCUAAGUCCUUUACAAUCUUUUCCUGCUACUUUGGGAGAUCUUUGCUCAGCUCAGGUUUUUAUCCACAAUCGUUUUCGAAGACUUUCACCAUGGCUUCCAAAGAAUAUCGAGACGACGUCAGUCGUUCUGAAUCUCUUGAUGAGGAAUAUCACGGUCUUGUGUCAGGCACUCCUCGUCUCGCUACUCAAACCAAGUGGGGAGGGGCUUUGAAGCUUGUACCAGUGCUUCUAUUUGUGUCUUUGUGUCUCAACAUCGUUCAGGUGAUAUAUCUAGCCGUCCAUCGUCCAAAAGUGUACUCGCUCUACGCAAAAUUGCCUGAAAACGAGCUCACUAUUAAUUUCCAUUACGCCACUGAGUACAGUUCCGAUCAAUAUGACCAUGAAACCAAGGAUGCUCUUUGGAAUACCAUCGAUAUCAGUGAAGGUUUUGUAGCCCUCACUCACGAGGAGUCUGACGCUCUUGGAUUACCACGAUCGGAGGUGUUCCCUUGGGAUAUCAACAAGGGAAUGUACGUGAGCCACGGCCACCAUGCUCUCCAUUGCACUGUAUUGCUACACGCAUUUACUUAUGAUGCCCACAGGGGCAAAAAGCCAAAGGUGUCCUAUCACCAUAUUGAGCAUUGCCUAGAUCUUCUUCGCCAAGAUAUUAUAUGCAACGCUGAUGACAACAUGGAUUUUACUGCAGGCCACGGUGACCAGUUCUUAACUGGGGAGAAUCAACCUCGCAAAUGUCGUGACUGGAACAAGCUCAGUGCAUGGGUCAAAGAGCGUAGUGCUUGCUAUAAAACUAUCAACAUUACUCGAGCUGGUGAAGAUCAUGGAGUCGCCCAUCAGUUGGACAGAUAUACGUUUUGCCCUGAGGGCAGUCCAUAUCAGCCGCUGAUUGAUGCCUGGAAAGAUCUUGGACGAUACAAUCCAGGUAAUAUCCCGGAUGACAGCCUUGACAGCUUGAGCGAGGCUGAGCUCGAGGCAGACGCUAUUGCGGUGGCUGAACAUAAUAAGGAUAUUCUGGGAGGGAACUAAACUUGGAUCCGGUCUCGCCUCGUCCAGUAGAAUGUUCGGUUUCUUUGAAUCGUUCAGGAAUUGUCUCUGUACGAGUCCGAGUAUAUCAUUAUUUUCUGAGGAAAUAAAACAGUACAUCUCAAACUGACAACCUGAAAUUCUAAUUUAUUUGCCUUUUUGCUU